Messenger RNA from Hirundo rustica (Barn swallow), 2469 nucleotides. RefSeq names its product otopetrin 1 (gene OTOP1). Gene Ontology annotation, molecular function: proton channel activity. The transcript has 6 exons. Gene Ontology annotation, biological process: proton transmembrane transport; inner ear morphogenesis. The record is from RefSeq and is a predicted model, not a curated record. NCBI's taxonomy places the organism in Eukaryota, Metazoa, Chordata, Aves, Passeriformes, Hirundinidae. Bases 47 to 1777 code for a protein of 576 amino acids. Gene Ontology annotation, cellular component: membrane.
GAACGCGGGGCCGCCUGCUUGCAGCCCCUGGCCGGCGGCGUGGGAGAUGGAGCAAGCCGCCGGGUGCCCCGCGGUGGGCGGCAGCUACCCGCAGAAAAACGCCGAGAUCCUCAGCAGCCAGUACGGCAUCAACCUCUUCCUAGCCGGGCUGCUGCUCACCUUCGCCUGGGCUGUGCAUGCCGUGGGCAUCAGCAAGAGCCACUUGCUCUCCUACCUCAUCACGCUGAUGCUCAUCCAGCUGCUGUGGAUGCUGUGGUACCUCUGCAGGAGCUGCACGCAGAGGCGGCUGAUCCGGGACAAGGACACGCACGCCGGAGCCCGCUGGCUGAAGUGUGGGAUUACAUUAUUUGCGGUGAUCACUUUAAUUCUGGAUUCCUUUAAAAUUGGAUAUUAUAUUGAUUUUUCAAACUGUUUAUCACCGACUGAAGGCAUUUUUCCUGUUACACAUGCUGUCCACACCAUCUUACAGGUAUAUUUUCUGUGGUGUCAUGCAAAGGAUGUUAUCCAGUCUUUCAAAACACUUGAAAGGUUUGGUGUUAUCCAUUCUGUUUUCACAAAUUUGCUCCUGUGGACAAAUGGCGUGUUAACCGAGUCAAAACACCAAUUGAACGAGCAUAAAGAAAGACUAAUCACACUUGGUUUUGGGAACAUAACUAUCGUUCUAGAUGAUCAUGCGCCUCAGUGCAAUUGCACGACAACAACUCUCUGCUCGAUAUUUUCUCAAGGAAUAUAUUACCUAUAUCCCUUUAAUAUAGAGUACCACAUCCUAGCAUCCACAAUGCUCUAUGUCCUGUGGAAGAACAUCGGCCGCAAAGUUGAGCACCACCAGCAAAACAAAACUCCAUUCAAAUUCCACGGCAUAACUGUUGGGAUGAUUUUUGGACUAAUCGUGUUAACUAGCACAAUAGCCAUAGUGGUUGUGUAUUUAAUUCAGAUUGGAGGUUCAAAAAUCAAAAGCGAGCUAGCACUCACUAUGUUUUACUUGCACGCUAUUUUCGUGUUGGCUCUCAUGUGCACAGCUGGAAUCGUCGCCCUUCUCAUCUACAGGCUGGAAGAUAGAUCACUGGAUAAUUCCAAGAAUCCCGCUCGAAAACUGGAUGCAGAACUCCUGGUGGGCACAGCUGCAGGGUCCUGGCUGCUCUCCUGGGGCUCGAUCCUCGCCAUUAUCUGUGCCCAAGGUCAUCCCAAAUACACAUGGUAUAACCUGCCCUACUCCGUCCUGGUAAUUAUUGAGAAAUAUAUUCAGAACCUCUUUAUCAUUGAAUCCAUCCACCGUGAGCAGGAAAAGGUAAAUGACAACAUUAAAACUCUUCGAAUAGUGACAAUAUCCCGGGGGACCACCUUGUCCCUCAACCCCUUGUACAAAGAGAUCUACAGUGGCAGAGCUGCUCGUGACAGCGGUGACAUACCCUGUCUGUUCAAGGGCAGCAUCUGUGGGAGAGAAAACGAUGGUGCAAGUGUUGCCAAAGAAGAAACAAGGCAGGACAAUAGCUUGGUCAUGCACUCAGCCUCAGAUUUCUCAUUUUGCCAUAGAAACUCAGUUACUAACAACAAGAGGAGAAUUUUGAAGAACAUCGCUGCAUUUUUAUUCCUCUGCAACCUUUCGCUGUGGAUACCACCGGCGUUCGGGUGCCGCCCGGAAUAUGACAAUGGACUGGAAGAAAUAGUUUUCGGCUUUGAACCCUGGAUAAUUGUUGUGAACCUUGCGAUGCCUUUUUCUAUUUUCUAUCGGAUGCAUUCAGCUGCUUCUCUCUUUGAGGUCAAUUGUAAAACAUAGAGCAUAUACGGUCCCUCAGUGAACAAUUGAUUGAAUAAUUAAUUACAUAAAUAACAGUUGUGGGAGUGGAUGAAUGAAUGAGUGAAUGCAGCAGCUGCCCAAUAAAUAGAAGAUUCAAUAAUUUGUUUUAAAGAAGGGACCGUAGCUAAUAGCAUGUAAUUUUUUUUUUCUUUCCACAUGUUUUGUUAUGUAUGUGGUAUUAUUUUAUAAAUACACUUUUCAGUAUCAUAUUAGUGUUAAUAUGAUUAACACAACAUAGUAAAGUUAAUUCAAUCUCAUUACUCUUUGUUUUAGUCAACUGGGAUUUGUGCUCUAUACAAUUUGUAUGGAUUUGUUUCCAUUCAUUGUGACUUGUGAAAGGGGUUUACAAAAAAUUCUGUAUGACUUAGAACAGAAGAUCCCAGAAAGAGCUUCUCCUGAAUCACAGAUAUAUUAGGAAAACUCCAACUCUUAAUUCCUAGCUUUGUUUUUUUUAAUGGUAAAACCUACAAAUAUUUGCUUGAUAAAUGAGGUGUGAGAAUUAGUUUAAAGUUCUUUAUUACUGAUGAAAAACAAUAUAUCAUUAUCAUUUUGUGGAUAGAUAUAAAUAGCAAGAAAUCUAGGUGAGUAACAUAUAUGAUUAGAUAUCACGUUGUGUAUAAUUUUUCCUGAUAAGGUAUAUUUAUAUUAAUUUUCUUGUAUUUACUCUAUGA